AUGCGGUUGAGUGUCAUAGGGACGGGAGGUCUCCUCGCACACUAUUGGGAAGGAGAGUCCGGUCAUCCACCACCCGAAGAGAAGCGGCGGAUUUAUCUGCGAGCAGCCGAAGCCGGGAUAAACCUAUUUGACAUGGGCUACGGGGAUGAAAUCCAUAUCCCGGAAGAGUUAAAGGGCAAUACGGACGAACGCCACUUCUCCCUGAAAGUUGGUGAUCCUGCAGCAGCAGACUUGGAAGGGAUUAUCGACGGACAUCUUGUAAAUCUGCGUAGAGAUGCGAUUGAUAUCCUUCGGGUACACUAUUACGCCUACAUGAAGGAUGCUCAGUUGAGGAAGCGAAUCACUGAUCUCAAGCAGAUGGGGAAGGUGCGAUCGCUCUGUACGAUACGCCACUUUGAGGAAGAUCAAGAUGCCUAUAUAACGCGCGGUCCAGAAAAAGCGGCGGACGCAGACUUGGUUAUCUAUAAUUAUGUCUGCCGCGAUCAGGCAGCGGGUAUUCGAGCAUCGUCCAAAGCUGGCAAGGGAGUCUUGGUAAUGAAGGCACUCGGCGGGCAAUACUUAAGUUGGCAGCAUAAAACCGGGACGGACUGGACCCAAGCAACGGAGGAAACUCUGGUGAAACUUUCACCCCUCGGUGAAAGUAUGCGUAGCGAACUGCCGCUUGUCUAUUCUUUUACCGCCGGUCCUUGGAAUGAGUUGGUUGAGUCGGAGAAAAAGAUCUCGCCGACCGGGAAGGCGUUGUCAUGGGGUGCUUGA
Molecule: messenger RNA, 756 nt
Organism: Geodia barretti
Lineage: Eukaryota; Metazoa; Porifera; Demospongiae; Tetractinellida; Geodiidae
Source: the annotation of a GenBank genome assembly